CGCCUCCCUGCUCUUCCUUAAGCGGCCGUCUCCCUCGAGAAACACCCGCAUCCCACGCAGCAUGAGCUCAUCUCCAUUCUUCGGCAAGGGGAAGUUCUAUGGCUUCCCCGAGUCGGCCAUCCCUGCCACUCCGACCCCCUCGGCCAUGUUGGUUACCAACAUUGCCUCCGAGGUCAAGGAGAAGGAUCUUGACGACUUCUUUGCAUUCUGCGGGGAGAUCUCCGCGAUCCAUGUCAUUUCCUGGCCACCCCAGUCGUCGGAGGAAUCGAACCAGGACUUGCCUGCUGUGGCUGGCGCUGGCCUCAACUCCCGCACCAAGCGCGCCAUCAUCCUCUUCAAGCGUCCUCAGGCCGCCAAGACGGCCAUCCUCUUGCACCAGGCCCUGAUCAACGGCCGCCCGGUGGAGAUCACGCAUCUGUUCACCAGCGAGCAGCUAGCUGCCUCGCUGGUAAUCGACGGCUCGGACAGCGUGGCUGCCAGCGAUACGGAUGGCUUCAUUGAAAUUGACGAUUCCGGCUCGGUCAUGACCACCCGGGCCUCGCGCAUCGCCAAGGAGUACGGAUCGGCCGGCGAGGAGGAUCUCCUCCUUGGCCCGGAGGACAGCAUUGAGGAUGGCCCUCUGCGCCAGGAGCACAAGCCUAAACUCAGCAUCAUGGCCGAGCUCAUGGACCGGGGUUACAAGUUGACCGAGAAGAUCCUUCAAGAUGCCAAGGCCUUCGACGCGAAGCACGGCAUCUCGGCCAAGUUCGCGUACCACCUGGAGCAGGCGCGUGCUCUGGAUCGCGAAUAUGAGGUUGGCGCGCGGGCCGACGCGGCGGUUGAGGCUGCCCGCGUGAGUGCGGCCACCGCUCUGGCCGCGGCCCAGGACGCCGUUAUGGCGGCCGCUGGGGCUGCCCGGCAGCUUGAUGCCACUUACGGCCUGCAGCAGCGGGCCCAAGCCGCGACGGAUGCCAUCAAGGAGAGUGAUGCCGCUCGGGCCGUGGCCGAUGCCUUCCGUGCGGCGCAGGCCAGUGAGCCUGCCCGUCGGGCGGCCGCUGCCCUGGAGGCCCUGCAGGAAAGUGAGCCUGCCCGGCGGUUGUCGGCUUCGGCCACGGCUGCGCGAAACUCCGAGGCCGGCAAGGCCUUCGAAGCGGCAGUUCUCGCGGCGGCUGCCGCUUUCAAUGCUGUUGGUGCCGCGGCCUACGAGGCGGCCACCGGGCAAAAGCUUCACCCCUCAUCGGCUGCUGCGGCGGUGGCUGCCGCCCAUGAUCUUGACUCGCAGCACCCCGAGGCCCUGGACCUGCUGCUCAAUGCCGACGAUCUGGCCGCUGCCCGGCGCUGGAUGAACGAGACGGACCCGGAUUCACCGCUGGUCGACGCGGUCGAGGGUCCUGCGGUCGGAGCAGCCGCCGCUUCCCCGGCGGCGGUCGGUGCCGUGCGUGAUGUUUCCUCCUCGCCGGAGUUGCUGGUCGACGCGCCGGCGCCCGGGGGGAAGGAGCAGGAGUUCCAGGCCUAAUGUCUGACACGCGCUCCCAUGCACAAGGACCGAGGGGAGGGGAGGGGGGGG
Messenger RNA from Fonticula alba, 1546 nucleotides. RefSeq lists its product as hypothetical. The record is from RefSeq and is a predicted model, not a curated record. NCBI's taxonomy places the organism in Eukaryota, Rotosphaerida, Fonticulaceae. Gene Ontology annotation, molecular function: RNA binding. Bases 62 to 1495 code for a protein of 477 amino acids. The transcript is spliced from 3 exons.